CACAGUUUUGAACUCGUAUAUUAGCGCCAUUUAUAGCUGCUUGGACCACAGCAUCUUCGGAAUUUGUAGACAUCCUGGCAGUUUACAAUUAGUUCAAGGGUGCUGACCCAAACCUGUGUGGACCAGAACGUACCAAAGAGAACUACAACUCUGCUGUUGAUCGCCUCCAGAUUGACAAUACACCAGACGUCGAAGGAGUGAAGUUCAGACAUCUCGGAAAUGGGGGACAGCAUAAGGAGUUCCAUUACUAAGGUGCUGCCGGACCUGUCUGCCUUAAUCCUUGAAAUUGUACUAGAGACACUACAAUCAUUAGGAGUGGAGACAUCUGAGGACUUGCAGUUCAUCAGUGAGACUGAUCUGAACUCUGUCCUGAGACCAGUUCAGGCAAGAAAACUGCUGGCUGCUUGGAAACAAACCACACCAAAUAUGGAAAUUUCAAGCCAGGCCAGCAUAUCGUCUCCAUCUUCUUGCUCCUCAUUUUCUGCCUCACCCAGUCCAAUAUAUUCUCUAGACUGGGUAGAUAACUUUAGAAUUCCAAGUGAAGAUUUUCCAGAAGACUUGAUCCAGUGUCUUCAGAGAGAGAAAAGACCAAAGCCUCGAUUGCGGAGGGAGAUGAUCCGCAUUAUUGUGAAGGAGAUGAUGAAAGCCUGUGCCUCUCCAAGUAGAAGAGCCUCGACUGAAAUUGCAAAAAAAACUGGUUGCGAUGUAUCCCAAGUCACUGCAGGAUGUCAUAGAGGGGGAAGUGGUAGGACAGGGGUACCACUCUUUGGUAAAACAGAUUCAGGCACGAAUUGAAAAUGUGAAGAGGUCUACUUCACCAGUGUUACAGAAGCGCAAACAGGGAGGAUCAGAUGACACCGAUGAAGUCACACCUGAAAAGCGAGCAUCUGUUCAAGACACAUAUGGCUGCAUAAAGUGGGACAUGAAGUUUUUGCCAGUCAGUGAGACACUGGAAACCCAGCAGGAGAAGAAGGAACGUAUGAAGAUUCUCAGUGAACAGAUAAGCUUCAGUCAUGAAGAAGUAAAAACUCUAAUGAAAUGCACCUACUACUCUCAGCGCAAAGCAAUAAACAGCGGAGCAGACAUGCAAACCCUCAAAGAAGAGUGGCCUUAUUUGUUUCAGGCGAUUGGAAUGACAGUCCAUUUUAAAGAACUUACUGGGGUACCGCUGAAAGAGACUUUCCUCACCAGUCUAGAAAAGAAGGGAAAACGGCUUCUGGACUUUCUGAAAACCACUUGUGCAGACAAGAGCAAGCGUGUCUUGGAGGCUGUCAUAGAACUGCAGAGGGGACAGCUGAAGGGCUGCUCAGAAGACCUGAAAGAUAUGAUGCUCCUCCUCCUCUCCUAUUUCGAUGAAAAAGAGGAGACCCUCUUCCACUAUGCUGAUGAAACAUGUCUGGCAAAAGAAGUCCAAGUGGAAAGCCUGCCUGUGACACCAUGUAUCAUUGGUUGUGGAUCCUCCUGCUUUGCAUCAAGACUGUUCAUGCUCAGCAUUGACCACAAAGUUGUAAAUGACCAAAUGACUGACUUCAUCUCUGCAAUCUGUCUGAUGCUUGGUAGCUACUACUGCCUGAACAUCCACUAUCCCCUGGAACUUGGCUCCACACUUGAAUUCCUUCAGAGGGUUAAGGGUGGUGGCACAGCUAAGACCCAAGAGUCUCUUUCAAGACACUGAAUUUGAGCAGAAACCAUAAGGAUACUCAAAGGACCUGUGACUCUCAGGAAAUGCAUCAAAUGAGAGUGACAGAUGAAACAGUUUCAAGACAAUGGCAGGUAAAGCAUGCUGAAGAUUGAAACAAACCUUGGCUGGAAAUAUUUGAAGGUAUCUAGCCGGUCCACAAUGAAAGUUUCGUUGCCCCCCAUGAGUCUUCUGGCAGAAAUGAUGGUGCCUGUAUUCUUUGGUUUCCCUAAACAUCACACCCUGCCUGUUUAUACGAGGCUCUUCAAUUAAGUCUGCACCCAAAGAUUCAAUAAGAGAGGGGAUCCUGUCAGUCCAAAGUGAACUCCUGAUGGACAUUGAAGUACUCCUGCAGAGCUUGUAUCUUCGACACCAUGCGCAUUAGAAACUCCACUGAGUCCUUUCCUUCACUAAGGCAGGACCCAGUGACUCAUUACUGUUUAUAGGGGCAGGUAAUUUUUUGUUUCAUGUUUAUUCAUUCCUCCAUGGAUUACCAGCCAUAUAUAUGGACACAUGCUGUAUUCUCAAGAUCUAUGCUGUUUGGUAGGAAUAGAGAAAAUGAUAUGUUUAGUCUGUUUUCAAAUGGUAUGUCAAAUUUUCUCAUUGUUUAUCAGUAAUAUUCACUACCUUGGUUAUAUAUGAGCAUCUUUAGAUUUUUCUAUAUUUAGCAGUUGCAAAUGUAAAAUGUACAGUAAACUAUUUAUGUUCCUCAUAUUGUACUGUAUUUUUAGCGGUAAAAUACCGGCAGCUGUGGUUGCCAGGAAUUUACCGUAAAAUGUAUCUGGUCAAAAUAAAAUGCUGUAAUUUGUUAUACAA
Messenger RNA from Brienomyrus brachyistius, 2494 nucleotides. RefSeq lists its product as uncharacterized. The transcript is spliced from 10 exons. NCBI's taxonomy places the organism in Eukaryota, Metazoa, Chordata, Actinopteri, Osteoglossiformes, Mormyridae. The coding region runs from base 704 to 1675 and encodes 323 amino acids. The record is from RefSeq and is a predicted model, not a curated record.